AUGGACUGAUUACCGGGAAAGGGAGUUAUCAGUUCAAAGGGAGCUCUGUGUAAAUAAACAAAAGCUCAUGUCUGUGUUUGGUUCCUUGCCUAUUUUCUCUCACUUUCACGGAAAAAAGAGCUUUGUUAAUAAUUUUUCUUCUUCCUCAAGUGAGUCGAACAGAUCUCCUGCAUUGACUCAAUCUUCAGUUUCUUUCUAGCAGGAUGGUUUCAUAAAAUGGGGGUAGGAGAUGAGGAUUUAGCCGGGAAAUCACAAACCACCUCAAAACUGUAGGAAGAUUAAAACUUGCUUGAGCAACUGGAAGAGGGAUGGAGACAAGGACAUAAGAGGGAGAGAAAAGCUGAAAAUUUAUAACCAUUUUCUCAAGCUUGAGCAAUGGAUACAGGCAAAGAGAACCAAAAAGAGUUGCAGGUGGAGGAUUCGUGGAUUCCAAAAACUCCUUUGAAGCCCAAUCUACCAACACCACAGGUGAUCUACACAACCACAGAAAACGAGUUGGGAUUAAAAGGAUUGUCACCUGGUUUUUCUCAAGAGAGUAGAGAUGGAAGGUUGAGCGCAUGUUUAGAUUCCGCCGCCAAUGGCAACUGGAAAGCAGCUUUAGAAGCUCAAAAGGGCAUUACAGUUGACAGUGCUGAAACAUGCAGAGGAUUUCCCAUCAACAGUACAGCCAGAUGCAACUUUACAUCUCUUUUGGCUCUUCAAGAUCGAGCCUCAGCAACCACUACGAGUGCAUUCAGAUCAAAUCUCCCUUUUAUUAAUGGCAAUUACUCGCAGGAAUCCCAGUGUAAGCUCAAUCCAUUUUAUCUCUCUGGCAGUACACAAACGCCGCCUCAUGGACCUGCUUACGACCUUAACUCACCAGCAGACGGCAAGGCGACGUCUUGUAUAUUUCACUUAACACCAGAGAAGGACUCAACACUGGGAUGCAGACAAGUCACUCAAGUGCACUAUAACUACAGAGAUCAAAGAGAGAAUCAGCAAAGAAAUGUGCUGCAGAAUGAAACUUCUAUAACAGCAGUUGACACCAACAGCCUCCAAACUGGCAGAGAACUCCAAAAGCUGGCAAAAGAUUCAUUGUCUACUGCUGUUUGUACAAUAACCAAGGAGAAUCACAAUCCUGAAACACCACAGCAGAAACCAAGGAGGAAAAAGCACAGGCCAAAAGUAGUCACAGAAGGCAGGCCUAGGAGUAGAAAACCAGUUACUGCAAAGCCUGCUUCUUCCACUGAAACGCCAACCUUAAAGAGGAAGUAUGUGCGAAAGAAACCACUUGACAACACCCCAAAUCUGCCCCUGGCAGAAUCUAAAAUAAACCCAACAGGUAAAAGGCGUUAUGUGCGAAAGAAACCACUCAAUAAAGCCUCAGCAACUCCCCCAGUAGAAGCAGCCGGAGAAUCUAUUAAUCCAAAGGCACUAGAUCCUGCCAAUAAGUCAUGCAGAAGGUCGUUAAAUUUUGACACUCAAGCAAAACUGGGAGAUGACGACUCCAAAUGUAAGCCAAAUGCUAACAAAGAUUCUCAGCCACAAGCACAACUAAGAAAUCAAUCAAAAUCAACCGUGGAUAUUGGGCAAGGAAUUGAAGUAAUCGUAAAAACUACACAAGCAUGCAUUGCAUGUGAUCUUGCAGAUUCUGUGAACCAAAUGCUUAAAGAGUAUAUCUCAUUGCCUGAAAAACAAGCACCAAGUGCAGCUUAUGAGCUCAUUGAAGGAGAAAAUCACACAGUACUUCCUCUUCCUGCAAAGACUCAUCCUCCAGGGGAAGAACAGAAUGACAACUCACAGGAGAGCCACGCCAAAGAGGAAAACCAAGUGACUGGUACUGUACAGCAGAAAACCACACAGAUCAUGUUGCCAGCUGACACUGAACGGCCAUCAGUAGAUCCAGAUGGCUCCACCUGCAGAACCUGCACAAUUUUGCCAGAUGAAGGAAAAGAAAAUGGAUCAAAAAGGAAGCUUUUCAGUUCCAUUCAACAGCCAGAUUCCUGCAGCACAAAUCUAUCUGGGAUUCAGUACAAUUCUUUACCUACGUACCAGAGAACACUUUCAAGCAUUUUAAAGAAAAAGACUGAAAAGGGACAAAAUUCAGCUGCAUCCGGCAAAUCCUGUAUGACUUUUGCAAAAGACAUAGGAAGAACAGUAAUGACAUGCCCACCAAAGGAUGCCAGAGUAGAUCCUUCUAUCUCAACAUCCAAUUAUUUGAUUUCUGCCCCAUGCACUGCUAAUGCAGAUGCACAUGGAGAAACAGGCAGCCUUCAGUCUGAAAAGCAAAAUUCUGGCCCCAAUGCCAACCAAAAGAAGAGGUCAACAAAAAAGAGACCCCGAGGUCCUACUCAAAUUCAAGAUUUGGCUCAAGUAACCAAAAUGAGGGGCCUGAUGCGUCAAACUUACACAGUUGGACUCAUACCAGCAGAUUAUAAUGUACAGCAAGUUGAGGACUCAAAUAGACCUCAUGAAUGUAUAGAGGCUUUAGCAGAAGAAAUGUGUGGAACACUGACAACAAAGAGAAGUAAGAAGAACGUCUCUCUAAUUAAUUCCACAUCCUCCCCCACAAAUUGGGAGCAAUCACAUGGGAAAAUCAUCUUAUGCAAUCAGAGCCAAUUCUUAGCCCAGUCACUAGGUACUCCUCCAGAAGUAAUAUGGGGCAUAUCUCACGUUGAUGCUAUAGUUGAGCAAUUACAGCAUCUAAACAUUAAUAGGGAAAAUGGUGGCAUAGCAUAUAAAGAACAGAGUGCUCUUGUUCCUUACUAUAUUGGAAAUGAACAGAAUGCACUUGUUCUUUAUAGAAGAGAUGGCACUAUUAUACCCUUUGCUGACUCAUUUGUACCCAUCAAGAAACGACGUCCACGACCUAAAGUUCACCUCGAUGAAGAAACUAACAAAGUAUGGAAACUUCUAAUGGGAAACAUCAAUGGUGAAGGCAUUGAUGGAACUGAUGAAGAGAAGGAGAAGUGGUGGGAAGAAGAACGAAAAGUUUUCCAUGGGCGUGCGAACUCAUUUAUAGCACGAAUGCAUCUUGUACAAGGGGAUAGGCGCUUCUCUCAAUGGAAGGGAUCAGUUGUUGACUCGGUGAUUGGAGUAUUUCUUACCCAAAAUGUCUCUGACCAUCUUUCUAGUUCUGCAUUCAUGUCACUUGCUGCACGUUUUCCUUUGAAGUCGGCUAACAAUCAAUGCUUUGAAGAAAGAACAAGCUCAGUAAUUGAGAAACCAAUAGCAUGCAUGCCAGAUCUAGAAGAAGCCAUAAAAUGGAAUGGGACACCAAAUCAAUCAAUUUGUGACCAAAGUUCCAUGACCCUCCAUGAGUCUGAGCUUGAUGAGGAACAAGAGGUAGUGAAUAGCAAUGCAUCCUCUACAAGCAGUAUUGGGAUUAUUAGCUCUAUAAGUGGCUUAGAGACAUACUAUGAAUCAAAGGUAAACAGAUUAACAACAGAUACCACCAAGACAGCAAAUAAUGGUUAUACAAGGGAAAAGAGAAGCGAGAUAAAUGAUGCAUUUUCAUCUCAAAAUUCUGUUAUUUCAUCUCAAAACUCUGUGGAUUCACCAACUGCUCAAGCUGCUGAAAGAAAAGAAUCAUUCUCAGGGAACUCAGAAGCAGAAGAUUUAAUUGAUAGAUCUAAAUUCAAUAGUUGGAACAGCUCUAGUUCUUUUAUGGAGCUUUUAAUAAAGGCUGGAUCUAACAAGCUACAUGAAGUCCAGAGCCAUGGAUAUGACAGAGUCUUUCCUGAUCAGAACUCAAAAGAUGAGUGUAACAAAACCCAAAAUGCAGGAAAUGACUUCCACAUGCAUAAGAAAUACAAUGUAGAUUGUCCUAGAAGCACCUUAGAAGCAUCUGCAAUUCCAUCCAAUAACUGUCAAUCGCAUCUUAUUUCCAACUUAGGAGGCGUGGGAUUUGAGUACUAUGAGAUGUUUACCGAGGAAACAAGAUGUUAUGAAAUAUCAAAGAACCACAGAAGAAACUCUGUGAAAGAACCAAGUUUAUUUACAUCAGAAUGUACCAGUCAAACUACAGAUGAAAAUAAUAUGACCAUUGCUGCUCAAGAAGCAUCCAUAUCUCCAACUCCAAAUAAUCCAUCAUGCAGCAAGUUUCAAGGCAAGCACACAACCACACAAACUCAAGGAAAGCUUGUUGAAGACCUUCCCAUUUUCAGCAAAUCAUUGGAUCAGAUGCAAAACAAUGAAAUGCAGGAAAAUCUGUACGUGUCACUGUCAAACCCAGGAGAAAGCUUAGAUAUUGUGGAAAGUAGCAGCGGACUUAAUCCACAACAAAAGAAUUCACCAAAAACAACAGAACUAGACUUGAUUGAACGUGGCCUUGCAGAAAUUAAGGAGACUAAAGAAAUGAAUGCUGCCACCAGAAAAGCAAAAAGCAGAAGGGUUGGAAAGGAGAUAAGAGAACAUGUUGACUGGGAUGAGUUAAGAAAACAGGCAGAAGCAAAUGAGAAGAAAAGACAAAGAACACAGAACACAAUGGACUCAUUGGACUGGGAAGCUGUAAGAUGUGCAGAUGUUAAUGAGAUUGCCAAUGCAAUCAAGGAGCGUGGGAUGAACAAUGUGCUUGCAGAACGUAUAAAGAAUUUUCUUAAUCGACUGGUUAGAGAACACGGAAGCAUUGAUCUGGAAUGGCUGAGAGAUGUUCCACCAGACAAAGCGAAAGAGUAUCUACUAAGCAUAAGGGGACUGGGACUGAAAAGUGUGGAGUGUGUACGGCUUCUCACACUUCACCAUCUUGCUUUUCCAGUUGACACAAAUGUUGGACGUAUAGCUGUACGAUUGGGCUGGGUCCCUCUUCAGCCACUGCCCGAAUCACUUCAAUUACACCUUCUAGAGCUGUACCCUGUGCUGGAAUCAAUUCAAAAACAUCUUUGGCCCCGACUGUGCAAGCUUGACCAGAGAACACUGUAUGAACUGCAUUACCAGAUGAUCACUUUUGGAAAGGUAUUCUGUACCAAAAGCAAGCCCAAUUGCAAUGCCUGUCCAAUGCGAGGAGAAUGCAGACACUUCGCUAGUGCAUUUGCCAGUGCAAGACUCGCCUUACCUGGGCCAGAAGAAAAAGGUAUAGUGAGUGCAACUGAAAACAGGACAGUUAAGCAAAACCCUACUGUGAUGAGUGAUCAACUGCCACUGCCGCUACCCCAGGCCACUGAACCAUCAGAAGGAAAUCAGCAGUCAGAAUCCAACAGAUAUCUUGCAGUCAUUAAUUGUGAACCUAUUGUUGAAGAGCCAUCAUCACCAGAACCAGAAUGCCCUCAAGUCACAGAAGCUGAUAUGGAAGAUACCUUCUGUGAGGAUCCUGAUGAAAUUCCGACAAUCAAACUGAAUAUUGAAGAGUUCACUCAAAAUUUGCAGAACUACAUGCAAGAAAAUAUGGAACUUCAAGAAGGUGAUAUGUCAAAAGCGUUGGUUGCUCUGACAUCGGAAGCAGCUUCCAUUCCCACACCCAAGCUCAAGCAUGUAAGUCGGCUGCGAACAGAGCACCAAGUUUACGAACUUCCAGACAGCCACCCUCUUCUGCAAGGGUUGGAUAGACGAGAACCUGAUGAUCCAUGCUCUUACCUUCUUGCUAUAUGGACACCGGGUGAAACGGCAAAUUCCAUUCAGCCACCUGAAAGUAGAUGCAACUCGCAAGAAUAUGGCAAAUUGUGUGAUGAGAAGACAUGUUUCUCUUGCAACUGUAAACGUGAAGCAAAUUCACAAAUUGUUCGAGGGACACUUUUGAUACCAUGUCGAACGGCAAUGAGAGGGAGCUUUCCCCUGAAUGGCACAUAUUUUCAAGUUAAUGAGGUUUUUGCGGACCAUGACUCUAGUUUGAACCCAAUUGACGUUCCUAGAACCUGGAUAUGGAACCUACCAAGACGAACGGUUUACUUUGGGACAUCAAUACCAACAAUAUUUAAAGGUUUGACAACAGAAGGUAUUCAACACUGUUUUUGGAGAGGAUAUGUUUGCGUGAGAGGAUUUGACCAGAAGACACGGGCACCUCGUCCUUUGAUAGCCAGGCUGCAUUUCCCCGCCAGCAAGUUAAACAAGGCAAAAGGCAAGAAUUCUAAUGAUUCGCAAAUGGUGCCUUAAAAUAACCACCACCGUUCCCAGAAAGCACAGAUGACUAUAUGAGAGUGCUCAGGCGACAAUAACCAACAGCCUCACUUCGAUGAAUGUAACCUGUUUUUCAUCAACAACCAAAAAAAGGCAAAAUUCGAGUUGAGUUGUAUAAUCCCAUAACUGAAGAGAAUGUAGCAUGUACAUGGUUUAACAAGACUAAUUUCGUUAAUUUUAUGCUCGAAUUUGAGCCAUUGUUCUGAAA
This is a messenger RNA of Manihot esculenta (cassava), 6298 nucleotides long. Its product is annotated as transcriptional activator DEMETER. Gene Ontology annotation, molecular function: DNA N-glycosylase activity; DNA demethylase activity; 4 iron, 4 sulfur cluster binding. The record is from RefSeq and is a predicted model, not a curated record. NCBI's taxonomy places the organism in Eukaryota, Viridiplantae, Streptophyta, Magnoliopsida, Malpighiales, Euphorbiaceae. Bases 376 to 6066 code for a protein of 1896 amino acids. Gene Ontology annotation, biological process: base-excision repair. The transcript has 20 exons.